UUGGUAAUUUUGGCAUCUUUCCGAUUCACCAUCGCUCCGCUCCUUUGUUAGAUUUUUAAGACGCACUUCCUCUCCCCACAGCUCCCCGUAGCCCGCCUAUACAUUCCCCUAAUCAUUGUUCCGCAUUCUUUCACAGCAUGUUCGCUGCCGCUGCUCUCGCUUCUCUCCUCUCCACCAUCGCGGCGAAUGCCGUCCCUUGCGUCCAGUUUGACUCGUCUUGGAACUUGUAUGCUUUCGGAGGCGACCAGGAUGUAAAGAUCGGGGACAAUAGCACCUGGAGCUCCCCAAGCACGACUCCCUUGUCUACCUCUGGCCGCCCCCCAUGGACAGGAAACAAUACCCAAUGUAUUCUCUCCCAAACCAACAAUGCUAUGUACGUCAUUGGCGGCGACAGCGACGAUCUGAGCAGCAUCUACGUGUACGACUUUGCGGAUGAUUCUUGGUCUACUCAAAGUACUUCAAGGACCCCUUCAGAUCUUGGAAAUUCUCGUUCAUCUACCGUGCUCGACCACGACACCAAUGUAUUCUUCACCCUUACCACCGACUCCGGCCUUUACCAGCUCGAUUUGAGUAGCAUAACAAAUUCCGCCUCAAGCGAUUCCCUCAGAUGGGAGGCUGUUUCGGACCCCAGCUUUUCUGUCGACGGUUACACUGCCACUCUUGCCCAAGCUGCCAAUCACGUUUUCUUCUUUGGUGUGCCGGGGACCGCCGCUGGCUCGGCCAACCUUUUCGUGGUGCACUACGCCUACUUUCAACCGGAAGCUCAGGCUUUCAGUGGCACUGCAUUCCCCGAUACAGUCGGUCAGGCCAUCUCCAUCCCCAACGUCGACAACAACGUUCCUUACUCAAUGGUCUUCAUUCCUGACGAUUUCUCCGAUACCUACAUCGUCACCCACUGGACUGAUCUUAGUAACUACUCUGUCACUUCUGACGCUCCUUUCGGUCUUGACCUCAUCAACUCUACCCAAACUCUCCCCGCUCCUACAUCUCAAGAUUCCACAGCAGCUUAUGCCGCUUCUCCCUAUGCCAUCGUCCAAGUUGACGCUGCCGGUGGCAUCUACUACAUGUCUAACCCCGUCCAGUCUGACUACACCGUUUCUUCUAGCGCGUCUUGGGAGAAGCUCGGCUACUCCUUAACUGGUCUGAACGAUUCCGCUUCCAACAACUCUUCCUCGUCUUCUACCGCUUCUAGCACCUCUACUGCCACCGGAGAAGCUGCUGGCUCUGCUUCUGGUAGUGCCUCCCGCACUAGCUCUACCGACGGUGCCAGCGCUUCUGCUAGUAGCACUUCCAGCUCUAGCUCUGGGGCCGAGAAGAUGACUGCCAGUGGCGAUAUCUUGGGUAUCUCUAUGGGUGCCCUCGCUCUUGUUGCUAGUAUCCUCUUGUAAAACGUCCGGACGAUAGUUGGAUAGAGGCCAGGAGCCUUGCUAAUGAGUAGUAAUAACUCGGUCCUUUGGUCAGUGAGCAAAGUAGUGGGGAGUUUAAUCUGUACUAUUAUCUAGUGUCACAGGACAUUGACGAUAGCAAUUCAAUG
Messenger RNA from Cryptococcus deneoformans JEC21, 1534 nucleotides. RefSeq lists its product as hypothetical. The transcript is spliced from 4 exons. The record is from RefSeq and is a predicted model, not a curated record. Bases 138 to 1388 code for a protein of 416 amino acids. Gene Ontology annotation, molecular function: protein binding. Lineage: Eukaryota; Fungi; Basidiomycota; Tremellomycetes; Tremellales; Cryptococcaceae.